Messenger RNA from Caenorhabditis elegans, 983 nucleotides. RefSeq names its product F-box associated domain-containing protein (gene F22E5.17). Bases 19 to 912 code for a protein of 297 amino acids. The record is from RefSeq and is marked reviewed. The transcript is spliced from 2 exons. Lineage: Eukaryota; Metazoa; Nematoda; Chromadorea; Rhabditida; Rhabditidae.
CACUUCAUUCCCUCUCGCAUGAUGAUGGACGGCAACGGCUCCUCUUUUCCUCUCUUCCUCCUUCCCACAGUGGCUUUGGACCGGGUUUUGUGCUCAAUGACUCUUCAUAAAUUAGUUGAAAUGUCCACCAUCUCCAAUCGUGCCCUGAACUAUGUCAAAUCGUGCGUCUCCCGCGUGCCGGUCGCAUUUACAAUCAGCUUCACUGCAAACACUUUAAGAAUCUACUUCGGACUGGACCCCGAGCCAUGGUGCAUCGACUUGCUGGAGCCCAUCGGCGAGAUCUUCCUUGAUCUCACGCUUUCCUUGGAUGGAAAAUGGCACACUCUAACCACCGAGCACAACUUGAUGCAUAUUUUGGAGUUCAUUCGUCUGCGGCAGCCAAAGCUUGGCUCCGUGCAAUGGACCAACAACGCGUUGAGCAACGAGGUCUACCAGCACUUGAUGGGCACCUGUGCAGGCGCCAGCACGUGGAUUUUCAGAAUGCAUUGCGAAGAAGACUUUUGGCAUAAUCCGGAGCGCUUUCAGAAGGAGUCGUUUUUGCUGAAGUCGAUUGAGAUCACCCAAGCCUUCUGGAUCACUUUGGAGCAUCUCAACGCAUUCCAUCGGUGCACUAGGAUCAAGCUCAAGAAUAUGGAGCUUACGAGCCAGGAGGUCAACGUGUUUCUCAAAGGCUGGACUGAAAAUUCAAAUCUGGAGCAUAUCCGUCUGGACCUUGAAGAGUUUGAUGGAGAGGUUGCACUGGAAGGUCUUCCGCUGAGAAAGGUUACCGCUGAAAAGAAGUUGGACAUGAAUGUGGACAGAAGAUGGACGGUGUAUAAGAUUGAGAAGAACGACGGGACACGUGCGGUGAUUCUCACGAGACGUAGGCGGUUUGUGCUGAAGCUGGAGCAGCUUGGAUUUGAUAAUGAAUGAAUGAUGAUUGUUUUAUAUAUAUAUUUAUUGAAGGAAUGUUUUUAAUAGAGAAAAUAAAAUAGCUAAAUUUU